AUGGAAUUUGGUCAAAUGCUUUGGAUGCUGGUAUCUUAUGCAAGCAUUACCAUUCUCUCUUUGGUGUUUGCAUGGACAAUUUAUUAUGAUAUUACCAGGACACACAUUCCUCCAGGAAUCAAGCAACGUUUGAAACUACGACUUUUUAAUUUGUCAAUAAAUGUCGGUUUUGGACUGGCACAGUUUCUGGAGAAGCUUGGCAUUUGCCCUAAACAUAAAGCUAUCAGGUUUAUUAUGGAUUUAGUACUACCAGUGAUAUCCUCAAAGACGAUCAUCAAGGAUCUGGUGUUUGAUGAGGUGCCAGUGAGGGUGUAUUGGCCCAGAACACCAACUACCGAUAAGAGACGAGCAAUGAUCUACUUUUAUGGAGGAGUUGGCGUGUUUGGAAGCUUAAAAACUCAUGGUUGGUUGUGCAACUACAUUGCCAGAAGGAGUGGUUCUGUGGUUGUGUGUGUUAGAUUUCGGUGUGCUCCGGAGCAUCCAUACCCAGUGCCAGUUCUGGACUGUCGCACUGCUACUAUACACCUGUUGAAGAACGCUGAGCGAUAUGGAGUGGACCCCAACCGCAUCAUCGUUGGUGGGGACAGUAGCGGAGGCACCUUUGCUGCUGCAGUUUGUCAAGAACUGGUGACAAGGAAGGAUCUCCCAAGGGUCCGAGCCCAGGUCCUUAUCUACCCAUUCCUUCAAGCAGUGGACUUCAAUUUGCCUUCUUAUCAGCAAAACCAUUCAGUUCCCAUCUCAUUCAAGAAACGAAUAGUCCAAUUAGGCUUGUUGUAUCUCAUUGGGAGAAAUAUCAAAGUGGAUGGAAUUAUGUUAAGUGCCCAUGUUCCGGAGGAGUUGAGGGUGAAGUACAGAAAGUGGGUUAGUGCAGAUAUCAUUCCAGAAGAAUUUAAGGUCAGGGGUUAUGUGCCACCAGUGCUUGCUCCAUUUUCAAAAGAACUUUAUGAAAUAGGGAAGCAAGCCUUUGAGCCCAUGUUUUCCCCACUUUUAGCAGAAGAUACUGUCAUCUGCCAGCUCCCUGAUACAUUCAUUUUAACCUGCGAAUAUGACGUUCUCAGGGAUGAUGGACUGUUGUAUAAGAAACGCCUGGAGGACAAUGGUGUGCCAGUGACAUGGCAUCAUGUGAAGGAUGGGUUCCAUAGUAUAUCCAUGUAUGUUGAUUAUGGGCCUCUUGAAUUUCCAAGCUCACGGAGCAGUUGUAAACGUAUAGUACAUUUUUUAGAGCAUUUAUAG
Elgaria multicarinata webbii is the source of this 1233-nucleotide messenger RNA. RefSeq names its product arylacetamide deacetylase-like 3. Gene Ontology annotation, molecular function: lipase activity; carboxylic ester hydrolase activity. Gene Ontology annotation, cellular component: membrane. The record is from RefSeq and is a predicted model, not a curated record. Bases 1 to 1233 code for a protein of 410 amino acids. The transcript is spliced from 4 exons. Lineage: Eukaryota; Metazoa; Chordata; Lepidosauria; Squamata; Anguidae.